Messenger RNA from Exophiala viscosa, 1153 nucleotides. RefSeq names its product Polymerase/histidinol phosphatase-like protein. The coding region runs from base 165 to 1115 and encodes 316 amino acids. Gene Ontology annotation, molecular function: histidinol-phosphatase activity. NCBI's taxonomy places the organism in Eukaryota, Fungi, Ascomycota, Eurotiomycetes, Chaetothyriales, Herpotrichiellaceae. Gene Ontology annotation, biological process: L-histidine biosynthetic process. The record is from RefSeq and is a predicted model, not a curated record. The transcript has 2 exons. Gene Ontology annotation, cellular component: cytoplasm.
GUUGAACCUUCAAGAUUCGUUUUCGUAUCGGCGCGGAAAGUCACCAGCAGACGUGUGCAUCCUGACAGCGGGACACAAUGCAUGUACAAGCAGUCGCACCCUUCCCCUUCAUUCAGGUUUAGGCUACAACGAGUUGCCCGUGCAGACGCGCGACAGUCCGCAAGAUGCCCUUCUCCCAUCACAGCCAUUCCGGUCAAUUCUGUCCAGGCCAUGCGCGCGACAGUCUGGAAGACGUGGUCUUGGUGGCCAUCUCCAAGAAGAUGCAGAUGCUAGCAAUGACGGAGCACAUGCCCCGGCAUGACCAAGAUCGAUAUCCCGAAGAGAUCGAUGCAGGGAGGACCCUUGCAUCUCAGUUCGACAACGAAAGCGCCUAUUUCGCCGAGGCCUCGAGAUUGCGGGAGAAGUACAGACAGCAGAUCGAGCUACCCAUUGGUUUCGAAGGCGAAUGGAUUCGACCCGAGUCAGCCGACCUUGUGCAGCGGAGCAUUGCAACGCACCAAUAUGACUUCUUCAUUGGAUCAGUCCACCACGUCCAUACAGUCCCCAUCGACUAUGACAGCGAGAUGUACCAACAAGCACGCCAGAUCUCGGGUGGGUCGGACGAGAAGCUUUUCGAAGACUAUUUCGACGCUCAGUUAGCCAUGCUGAAGGCUCUCAAGCCGCCUGUGGUGGGACACUUGGAUCUCAUUCGACUGAUGAGCGACAGUCCCAAUGGCAGCUUCAAGGCUAUGCCUGAAGUCUGGCGGAAAAUUCUGCGAAAUCUUGACUACAUUUCCUCAUACGGGGCAAUCCUCGAGAUCAACACUGCAGGUUUACGUAAGGGCAUGGAUGAGCCUUAUCCAAAGUUAGAGAUCUGCCAGGCUGCUUUGGAGCGAAAGCUCCAAUUCUGUCUCUCUGAUGACAGUCAUGGUGUGGACCAUGUCGCUACGAACUAUGGUCGAUUGUUACCUUUUCUUGAUGAGGCAGGCAUCACCACUUUGUCCUAUAUACGACGUGGCGGUUUUGCCCAGGGAAAGAUAGACCAUCGCUUUCCAUACCUAGGCGUUGAGGACGUCGGGCUGCGUGAAUUGCGCUCUCACCUGUUCUGGAAGAGCUUAGAGACCCCUAAUCACUAGUCAGGAGUGAUUGGUCGGGGUUGCAUGCUUUGCUGGCA